AUGAACAAAACGAAAGUGAGUGACAACAAGACGGGAGCAAACAAAAGAAAUAAAAAGCAAAAGAAAUUUAAAACUCAAAACGAUGGGACAAACGCAAACCAUAACUGUAUUACACUUUUACCAAAUUGUAUUACACUUUAUCCUGAACAAAACGAGAUUGCAUUUGCAAUUAAUAACACAACGAAUUGCGAUUUUGAAGUUUCAAUUAAAAGCGCGGAAUUGGGGAUAGAGUAUAGUAAUGUGAUAGGAUUCGCAGAAGACGACCUUUUGGAAGUUUCGCUCCCAUUUGAUCGUCAAUUUUCUGAGGAUAAGAGUGUCACCAUUCCGGUCAAUUUUUUGAGAGACGGCCAAAAAACAAUCUCAAAAAAUCUUGUUGUCAAAUUUGUUGGUGGCGGAACGAAUGGAAUUGAUAAAGCUGGAAAAAUUGAGGAAGUCAAAGAUCAAAAAGAUGUGGAAAAGAAGGAGGUUCAACUAAAAGAGACUCAAGAUCCCAAAGACUUACAUACUGACACCAAAGAUACAACAGAAGAUAUGAAAGUUGAAGACAAUGGAAACAAAAAAGAAGAAAAAGAGAAAGAAUCACUCAAAGUCUCAACACAAAGUGAAGACAAAAUCCAAAAGGAAUAUGACAUUACCGCAACAGUAGAAAACGCUGAUGUAACAACUGUUGGAAAGAAAACUCUCAUCCCACUUAAACUGACAAACAACGAACAUAUGGAAAUCAGACUCGAACAACGAAAUGAUGAGGAGUGUCCGUUUGUUGUUGACAUUCCAAAGGACAAGUACUAUGGGUAUAAAAACAGUUGUGUUGUGAAGGGUUGUUUCAUCACUUUCAAAAAGUACGCUGAUGGACCUUUCGCGAUUUUUUUAGACGUGAUUGAAAAAAAUACCCAAAAACCUGUUACUACAAUUACUGUGGACUACACAUCUUUUGUAAUCAUCGAAGAUGAACUGCAGCAAAAUACUGUUGAUGCGCUGCGUCCGAGCGUAUUUAAUGAUUUGGAGAUCACUAUAAGUGAUAUUCAUGUUCUUAAAAAUGAAGCUGAAAUUACCAUUUGUGUUUCAAAUUAUUUUACCGAGCCUUUGAGUGUUACAUUCAAAGGCAAAAAAUCACCGGGUGGGUGCAAUAUCAAAGGAGAAUUUUGUUCACAUGUUAUAAUGGGUGAGGAUCUCUUUACGAUGUUUACUGCAACCGCAUUCAAAAAACAAGUUGAACUUAACUUGGUGAUGGAAUUUGAAAUCAGAAGUUCGAGCGAAAUAGAAAGUAGAGAUGUGAGUUGUUUGAUACGGUUUGAGUCAUACGACAAAUUGUUCCCAAAACUUGAUACGGCCAAACCGGACGAUAAGAUAAUUCAGAAAAAAGUAGAAAAGGAAGUCGACAAAAAGAAAACAAAAGAAACACUCAUCAAGGAAGUGAGAAGAAAAGAAGCGUCGUUGUUUUCUCUUAACGACGUUUUGACUUUGGAAGAGCGCAUUUUUAUGGUGACUGAAGGGAUUUGCGACAAUACAAGUCUCUACGACCUGAAUCUGUACAACUUUGUUGUUGACAAUGGAAGAAUAAGUUUAAAAGAAUGUGAAAAGAACGAGAGAAGGUUGUUGAAAAGUUACGAAGAGAUGACGGCCUAUUUUUUGACACCAGAAAAUAUCAACGAGUUUGAGGAAGAAAGCCAAACUGAUUUACAAAGUGAAGAUGCCACGAAACAGGAAAAACACAAACGGGUAAUGUUUGCGUUGGGUACAGUUUUGUACUGUGUUGCAAAUAAGGGUGGAGUCAAAACACCUUAUUGGGAAUGGGAAGAUACUUUUCUUCAAAAAGUCUUUCCAACAGUGACGAGUGAAAUGACAACGACGCAAAAAGUGUUGAUAGAAAUGGCUUGCAAUUGUUGGGGCUUCGACAACACUACUUUUGAAAAUGACUUUAACGCUGUUUUGGAGACAUUAAAGUCUUUAGUCCCACAAGAUAAAACGAAAGAACUUCCGAUGAGUAUAAACGAGAAAGCGAAACAGUUUGAAGAGAAAGAAAACGAGCGUGUUGCUGGUAUACAGAAACAACUUGAUGCUAUUGAGCAGAAGGAGCAAGAAGAAAAGAAAGUAAAAGAAGAGAGAGAACGGCAACAGGCUGAAAAAGUGCAACAACAAGCAGCCGAAAAAGAGAACAGCACAAAGAGAGGAGGUUAUAAGCCGUUUAACAAGCCCAUUAACAAUAUCAAAAAGAAAGGUAAACGAGGUGGUUACUAUAAGUGA
Molecule: messenger RNA, 2244 nt
Organism: Entamoeba invadens IP1
Lineage: Eukaryota; Evosea; Mastigamoebida; Endamoebidae
Exons: 1
Coding region: 1-2244 (747 amino acids)
Source: RefSeq, a predicted model, not a curated record